UUGGGGGCUUUGCCAGGAUUUCUAGGGUUCUUGGGAGCUCGCGCGCGAAUCAAAUAUUUCCAGGGCUUGUGCUAGCGCCUUGAUUUCCAGGGCUCUUGGCGCGCCGAUCGCCACAAUGUUUAGCGUCAAGGUUCACGAGAUAGGGGAUCACUCGGUGCCGUCGGAGUUGCCGGAUUGGAUCGAGACCCUGAGGUUUUCUUCCGGGAAUCCCAGAGUGGAGACUACACGCGGCGAAAUGCAUCUCUUCCGCAACACGGCAGCCCAGCCAGGAGCGAUCGGAGCAUUGCCGAGUGGUAGAAAUGAGCAACUGUGUAUCCUUGCAGUGCCUAGCCUCAUGACUGGCGCUGACCUUUGUCAGUUCACGGGCUCGUUCUUUCAAAGCAUCAAAGAGAUGCGGAUCGUCAGCAGGAACGAGACAAGCAAGGACAGAUACAGUGUUGUGAUGAAGUUUGAGGAUCAGAUCUCUGCCGAUGAGUUCUUCAGGCAUUUCAACGGGCGACCAUUUUCAUCACUUCAGGAACAAAUUUGUCAUGUUCUUUUUGUAGCUGAUGUUCAAUACACUUCUUCCGGCGGGGAUGCAUCCUCUGCUCCUUCGGGGCUGACUGAACUUCCAAGCUGCGCUGUCUGCCUAGAGAGACUGGAUCAACAUGUUAGCGGAAUCUUAACGACUGUUUGCAAUCACUCGUUCCACACAUCUUGCAUUUCCAAGUGGACCGAUUCUACAUGUCCGGUUUGUCGAUACUGUCAAGAGAAAUACGAAAACUCGACGUGCUCCGUUUGCUCCACUGCAGACAAUCUUUGGAUCUGUGUUAUAUGUGGCUUUGUUGGUUGCGGAAGAUACGAGGAGGGCCAUGCUAUAAACCAUUGGAGAGAAACUCAACAUUGUUACUCACUUGAACUAGAAACGCAGCGGGUAUGGGACUACGUGGGAGACAACUACGUUCACAGAUUGAUCCAAUCCAAGACUGAUGGAAAGCUGGUGGAGCUUAAUGCUCCGUGUCAAGACGCAAAUGCCAGUUGCGAGUGCAGCGGCGGGAUGGAUUUUGCUGAAGCUAUCAGUCGGAGCAAAAUCGAUGCAGCGAAGUACGAUUACGAGCACCUCCUAAGCGUACAGAUGGAAAGCCAGCGACAGCAUCAUGAACUUUUAAUGGCUCAAGCUCUAGAAGAAAGAGCGAAAAGUUUCAAAGACCGAGAAAAGGAAAUCGAGAGAGGCAUUUCCUUGAAACUGCAAACGAUGCAAGAUACAAUCCGGAAAGCAGAGGAGGAGAAAGCAUUCCUCGAGCAGAUGAACGAAUGCCUCCGGAAAAACCAAGAGGAAUGGAGGACAAAGUAUCGUCAGCUAGAAGAGAACCAAGCACUGCUGAUCAAGGAGCGGGACAACAAAAUUCGGGAUCUGGAAGAGCAAGUUCGAGAUUUCAUGGUGUUCAUAGAAGCACAGAGGACGAUUUCUAAGCACAGUGAGAUGCAACAAGGUAGCGUCCUUGUGGGUGACUCAAGCUCUGAGAAGCUCAAGGUGGCUCGAAACAGGCGAAAGAGAUAAAAGGCUUUGGUGUGUAAUGAUCACACCCAACUUCUAGGAACUCAGAACUCUGUAGGAAUAGAUAAUGACCGACCAAGUUUGAUUUGAUAUCAUCAGCUGAGUUGAGGUUACCCUUAGAAUUCCUCAAGUCUCCCAAGCACUCCUUGCAAUCAGCCAAAGUUGGCAUGGAUCUGGACAUCAUCUGCAAUUAGAUGGUUGAAUACUAAGUCCAGCUCAUGUUUCCUUAUUUGGAAAAAUGUAA
Selaginella moellendorffii is the source of this 1781-nucleotide messenger RNA. Its product is annotated as BRCA1-associated protein. Gene Ontology annotation, cellular component: cytoplasm. NCBI's taxonomy places the organism in Eukaryota, Viridiplantae, Streptophyta, Lycopodiopsida, Selaginellales, Selaginellaceae. Bases 116 to 1540 code for a protein of 474 amino acids. The transcript has 12 exons. The record is from RefSeq and is a predicted model, not a curated record. Gene Ontology annotation, molecular function: ubiquitin protein ligase activity; zinc ion binding. Gene Ontology annotation, biological process: Ras protein signal transduction; protein ubiquitination.